ACUCCUGAGUGCAACUGGAGUUGCCGGGCAGCUGGAACUAUGGCCACCUCCUCUGUGUCCAAGGGCUGCUUUGUGUUUAAGCCAAACUUCAAGAAAAGAAAGAUUUCUUUGCCAAUAGAGGACUAUUUUAAUAAAGGGAAAAAUGAGUCUGAGGACAGUAAGCUUCGAUUUGAAACUUAUCAGUUGAUAUGGCAACAGAUGAAAUCUGAAACUGAGCGACUACAAGAAGAGUUAAAUAAAAAUUUGUUUGACAAUCUAAUUGAAUUUCUGCAAAAGUCUCAUUCUGGAUUUCAGAAGAGUUCAGAUUGGGGAUGUCAGAUAAAACUCAGAGAAAUUCCAACUGCUGCUCUUGUUCUUGGUGUCAAUGUUACAGAUCAUGAUGUAACAUUCAGCAGUUUAACAGAGGCCCUUCAGAAUAAUGUCACACCAUAUGUAGUUUCAUUGCAAGCUAAAGAUUGUCCAGAUAUAAAACAUUUUUUGCAAAAGUUGGUCUCUCAGUUGAUGGAUUGCUCUGCGGGUAUAAAGUGCAAAGAGGAGGAAAGUGUUCAGGUCAUCCAGAAAAGGACACAUUGUUCAAUGGAUUUACUUUGCAAUUGGUAUAUGACUGUCACACAGAAGAGAGAUCCAAAAAUUCCAAGCAAAAAGAGGACUACUUCUAGCCAGUGGCAGUCUCCUCCUGUUGUGCUUAUUUUGAAGGAUAUGGAAAGCUUCACCACAAAAGUACUCCAAGACUUCAUAAUUAUCAGCAGUCAACAUCUACAUGAAUUUCCACUUAUACUCAUAUUUGGAAUCGCCACUUCUCCUCUUAUCAUCCACCGGUUGCUUCCUCAUGCAGUAUCAUCUCUAUUGUGUAUAGAACUGUUCCAGUCUUUGUCUUGCAAGGAGCACCUGACUACAGUACUUGAUAAGAUACUUCUUACCACUCAGUUUCCUUUUAAAAUAAGUGAAAAAGUCUUACAAGUUCUGACCAACAUCUUUUUGUAUCAUGAUUUCUCAAUUCAAAACUUUAUAAAAGGACUUCAGCUUUCUCUAUUAGAGCAUUUCUACUCUCAACCUUUAAGUGUUCUGUGCUGUAAUCUCCCAGAAGCCAAGAGAAGAAUAAAUUUUUUAUCAGAUAAUCAAUGUGAAAACAUUCGACGUCUUCCAUCAUUUAGGAGGUACGUGGAAAAGCAAGCUUCAGGAAAGCAAGUUGCACUAUUGACCAAUGAGAGAGUUUUGAAGGAGGAAACACAAUCAUUACUAGAAAACUUGCAUGUUUACCAUACAAAUUACUUCCUGGUUUUGAGAUGUCUUCAUAAUUUUACCUCUUCCCUUCCCAAGUACCCACUGGGUCGACAGAUCAGAGAAUUGUACUGCACAUGUUUGGAAAAGAACAUAUGGGAUUCAGAGGAGUAUGCAUCGACCUUGCAGCUGCUGAGAUUGCUGGCAAAGGAUGAACUGAUGACCAUACUUCAGAAAUGUUUUAAGGCUUUUAAGACCUCUUCCGAAAAGCUGUUUGGCAGCACAGCAAAGAGAAUAGAGGAAUUCCUGGUCCAGUUUCAGAGCCUCGAUGCAGAUGCCAAAGAAGAUGAUGAUGCUUCUGGGUCACAGCCAAAGGGCUUUCAGAAGACAGACCUCUAUCAUCUUCAGAAGUCCUUACUAGAAAUGAAGGAGUUGAGAAGAACAAGUAAGAAGCAAACCAGAUUUGAAGUACUCAGAGAAAAAGUUGUGAAUUUCAUUGAUUGUCUGGUGAGAGAAUACCUUGUGCCUCCAGAGACACAGCCUCUGCAUGAAGUCGUGUAUUUCAGUGCUGCUCACAGCCUUCGGGAGCACUUAAAUGCUGCCCCACGAAUCGCCCUCCAUACUGCACUCAACAACCCUUAUUAUUAUCUAAAGAAUGAAGCAUUGAAAAGUGAAGAAGGCUGCAUUCCAAAUAUCGCCCCAGACAUCUGCAUAGCAUAUAAACUGCACCUAGAGUGCAGUAGGCUAAUCAACCUUGUGGACUGGUCAGAGGCUUUUGCAACAGUAGUGACAGCUGCUGAAAAAACAGAUGCAAAUUCCACAACCUCAGAAGAAGUGAAUGAAAUUAUUCAUGCAAGGUUUAUUAGAGCUGUUUCUGAACUAGAACUUUUAGGAUUUAUAAAACCUACCAAGCAGAAAACUGACCACGUGGCAAGGCUAACAUGGGGAGGCUGCUAGAAAACAAAUGAGUCAAUUCAGAAAUACCACAUUCAGGUUACAAGAUUAAAAGAAACCAGUCGUGUGUAUAUACAGCUAGAAGAGACUGCAAUGUGGAAAAUGUGUACUCCCAGUGUGAUGGUCAACCAGAAAAUAUACCACUAACUCCAAACAGAUAUAUAUAAAAACACUCUUAAGAGUACUUUUGAGUCCAACAAAUAAUAUGCUUAUGUUAUAUCUGAAACUUCUCACAAUUAUUGCUGUGCUUUUUAGUCAUUACUAGAUUAUAAAUAAAUCAUUAUUGAAAAUACA
Messenger RNA from Tupaia belangeri chinensis (Chinese tree shrew), 2469 nucleotides. RefSeq names its product origin recognition complex subunit 3 (gene ORC3). NCBI's taxonomy places the organism in Eukaryota, Metazoa, Chordata, Mammalia, Scandentia, Tupaiidae. Gene Ontology annotation, molecular function: DNA replication origin binding. The transcript has 20 exons. Gene Ontology annotation, cellular component: nuclear origin of replication recognition complex; nuclear pre-replicative complex; DNA replication preinitiation complex. The record is from RefSeq and is a predicted model, not a curated record. Bases 40 to 2178 code for a protein of 712 amino acids. Gene Ontology annotation, biological process: DNA replication; DNA replication initiation.